UGCAAAAUCCGUAAAACUUCCACAUUUCAUGGACUUGUUUCCUGUCUGGUUCAGGGCCGUGAUAUAUGACAGGUGGAAGAGUUGAGGCAGUCCAGUCCGAGCUCGUAAGGUCCACUGGCCCAGGCGUUGUUAGGAUUCAAGCUAAAAUACAAGAAAUGGCUUCCACACGGCUGUUCAUUGGAGGACUGAGUGAUAGAGUUGACAGGCAGGAGCUUGGAGAGAAAGUGGCACGUUAUGCUCCUGUCACCAGCAUUGACCUCAAGGAAAAGACUGAUCUGGAGGGAAAUGUUGUGCAAAGGUUUGCAUAUGUCAAUGUAGAUGGAGCACCAUCUCAGGUGGAACAGUGUAUUGAGCAGCUGAAUGGUGUGUCAUGGAAGGGCUCCUAUCUUAGGGUGGAGCAAGCAAAGGAGAGUUUUCUUGAUCGUUUGAACCGGGAACGAGCUGCCAGGAAGGGAGAAGACAACACUUACUUUGGAAGAUCAGACUAUUUGGGCAUCAAAAGACAAAGACCAAAUGUCAUAAAUACAGAAGGUAGUCUUGUGGAAUUCAGAGAACAAAGAUUUUCUAAAGAACAUUCAAAGAAAAGAAAAGAAUGGAAUACUAAUGAUGAAAACUGUUUGUCUCCAGAAAAGAAAAGUUUACAAUAUAGUGAAGUUUUACUGCCAGAAUCUCAUUUGGUCUCUGGAAAGAAAGAAAGAAAGAAAAAGAAAAAUGAGGUUGAAGCAGAAAUUUUAUCCAGUUUUAAACAGUUCAGUUCAGUGUGGGCUGAUUCUGAUAAUGAAAAUGAAGAUGCACAAGGGGGAGGCAAGUUUGCUAAGCCUGGCCAGGAGUCACAAAGAGGAACCAAAGCCAUACAGGCUGUGGCUUCCUCCAGAGUUGUCCAGAAUGAUGAUUCUGAUGCCACUGUUGAGGAAGACUCCAACAGCAUCGGCAGCUGCACUGGUGUGAGGGAAGAGCAGCAGACACAGCUGGAUAUUUUGGAAGGUCUUGAUGACCCUCACAGUGGAGGGAGGAGUGCUGUGUAUGAGAAAGGCCAGGACAUGGGGGAAGAACACCAGCAAAAAAGAGGCCAAGUUGCAGCAGACAAACCAACUUUGAAGGAGACCAUGCCAUCUGAACCUGACGCCAGUAGCAAAUAUGUGAGGGUGUCCAAAGACCUGAGUUUUGGUCAGAACACGGGCUUCAGCUUGCUGGCUCAUUUUUCCAGGAUGGGUAAAGAAGAAGCUGAGAAGGAAGAAGUGGCAGCACCACCUGUAAGUGUCCCAAGGUCACUUGUUACUGUGCACCAGAAAGUGAAGAGUAGACCUUUCUUCAUAUGUAAGGAUGAUCGUGAGAUUAAAGGUUUGUCCAAUUAUUUUGUUGUUGCAGUAGCUCAGUACUAAGGAGAAUUGGAUGUUUAAUCUUCCAGACAACUAUUCA
This is a messenger RNA of Portunus trituberculatus (swimming crab), 1419 nucleotides long. RefSeq names its product probable RNA-binding protein CG14230. The record is from RefSeq and is a predicted model, not a curated record. NCBI's taxonomy places the organism in Eukaryota, Metazoa, Arthropoda, Malacostraca, Decapoda, Portunidae. Gene Ontology annotation, molecular function: RNA binding. Bases 66 to 1382 code for a protein of 438 amino acids. The transcript is spliced from 7 exons.